This is a messenger RNA of Solanum tuberosum (potato), 3735 nucleotides long. Its product is annotated as RNA-binding protein 5-A. The coding region runs from base 356 to 3466 and encodes 1036 amino acids. Gene Ontology annotation, cellular component: nucleus. Lineage: Eukaryota; Viridiplantae; Streptophyta; Magnoliopsida; Solanales; Solanaceae. Gene Ontology annotation, molecular function: RNA binding. The transcript is spliced from 16 exons. The record is from RefSeq and is a predicted model, not a curated record. Gene Ontology annotation, biological process: mRNA splicing, via spliceosome.
CGCUCUUACGGUCGAGUUUCACAUUUGGACCGAACAGCUUUUUCCAUCGGCGGCGAAAGCUUUGCUCCAUUAGAAUCUCAAUCUCCGGCGAAUUAUCGGCGAUCGUAUUUAAAAGCUGAGUUGAAAGCCUUACAGUCAUUCUGCAGCUGAUACUUCAAAAAAGAACAUCAAGAGUUCUGCAGGAAUAACACCAGUGGCUCUUGCAAGAAAUGGAUCCUGGUCGAUAUGGCCCCCAUCAAGGAUGGGAAAAUAACAGCGUAAUUGUGGUUCCUUUCUUAAUCACAUAAUGGAUGAUAAACAAGAAACUAGGGUCAUGUGAUUGUCCAAAACUUUUUCCGGCAUCUCUUAAAGAACAAUGAAUGAAAGCCAUGGGAGAGCUUUGGAGGGUUAUAGAGGAGUUCAGGAGCCAGAUUUCCGGGCUGGUGGUUCUUUUGAUGAUAGGAGGUUUCUAGACGAUAGAUUUUCAAGGGAUGGUGUUUAUCCCCGGGGUGCCUAUCACCGUGAUAUACUGGAAGGAGAGCACUACCCUCAUCCACCAGCAGCAGUUGGGCACUGGCCUCCGACAAGGAGAAGAAGUUAUGAAGAAGUGUACCCUGUGGAGAGGGAUUCCAGAAGGCAUGAGAAGCCGUACGUUGAUUCAUAUCAUGAAAUUCGUGAAGCUGAUAAGUAUCAUGAGAUUAACACAUCCAGAGAUGGUUAUCACAGUUUUGACAACUACCCUGAUGCUGGAUUUGACAGGCCUGCUAGGUACGGGGGACGGGAGCAUGAUGACCCCUAUGAUGAUUAUGACUACAAACAUCGUAUGGCUCACCCCAACAGAGAGGAUAGCCGUGAAAGAGACUAUGAGUACAGUAGAUAUAGUUAUGACUCAGACUAUGAACAAGGCAGUAGGAGAGAUGGUAAUUGGAGACGACGUGAAUCCCACGAGCGUGAACGUGACAAAGAAUCGAGUCGUGAGAGGGAUCCGAGUCCAUAUAGAAGGCAUGAGCGUUCACGUUCUCGUUCUCGAGGUCAUGAUGAUCGCCUGAGGUCAAGAUCUCCUCGAAGUCGAAGUCAUAGUCGCAGUCACAGAGAGGACAGUUAUGAUGAUGGCCGAUACGAUAGAAGUGAGAGACGAAGAGAUCGUGAUGAUAAAAGAUACCAUGACAAUUAUUCUGUGGCUCCUUCAGCGACUGUUGUUGUCAAAGGCCUUUCACAAAAAACUACUGAAGAAGAUUUGUAUCAAAUCCUUGCUGAGUGGGGUCCUCUACGCCAUGUUCGUGUGAUCAAAGAACGAAAUUCUGGCAUUUCUCGUGGAUUUGCUUUUAUUGAUUUCCCUUCCGUGGAUGCGGCCCAAGCAAUGAUGGACAAACUUGGGGAUGAGGGUCUAGUUGUGGAUGGUAGGAAGCUUUUUUUUGAGUACAGUAGCAAGCCAACUGGAGGGCCCGGUGGGCCUGGUGGUCUAGACAGUGCUUCAAGAUCUAACCAUGGUCACCACCGGAGCAUGACUGUUCCAUCUGAUUGGAUGUGUACCAUCUGUGGAUGUGUGAAUUUUGCACGGCGGACAUCUUGCUUUCAGUGUAAUGAGCCACGAACAGAUGAUGCUCCUCCAGCAGACAUGGCAUCAUCCAACUCUAGCUCUCUAGGGAGGAGAGGCGAAGCAGGUCCCACGCAUGUCUUGGUUGUCCGUGGAUUAGAUGAAAAUGCAGACGAGGAGAUGCUUCGUUAUGAAUUUUCCAAACAUGCUCCUAUUAAGGAUCUUCGUCUUGUCAGAGACAAGUUCACUCACGUCUCAAGGGGAUUUGCUUUUGUGCACUUCUAUUCGGUGGAGGAAGCUACUAAAGCUCUUGAAGCAACAAAUGGGACAACUUUAGAGAAGAAUGGGCAGCUUCUUAGAGUUGCGUAUGCAAAAAGUAUCCUAGGACCAGGAUCUGGUGCUUCUCAGGCUAGCAGCCUUGCUGCUGCUGCUAUUGAAGCAGCAACUUUUUCUCAACAGUAUGAUGCUGUUGGAUGGGCACCAAAAGAGUAUAAUCCUGAUGAUAAACUGUCCACCGGUGGACAAGAGCACAGUGGAGAAGUUGCUGGUCAAAAUUCUGCUCCACAAUCAGGAUUUGUCUGGGAUGAAGCCUCUGGCUAUUAUUAUGAUGCGACUUCUGGUUUCUAUUAUGAUGGAAAUACAGGGUUGUAUUAUGACGGUAACAAUGGAAUCUGGUAUACUUAUGAUCAGAAGACUCAGCAAUAUUUACCCUGCACGAAUCAGAAUGAAAACAAACCAGCAGCAGGACAAACUGAAACUGCCAAGUCAUCUGAUGGCUCAAACACUAAGAAAGUCGUUAUAUCUGCACCAGCUUCUACAAUAGCUGGUGAGAAGGCUGCCUCACUGCCGGAUGCUAUUCAGGCUGCUGCCUCUGCAGCAAUAGCUGCUGAAAAGAAAGAGAAGGAGAAGGCAAAAGAGAUAAAACUUGCAUCAAAAAGCAGCAUCCUUGCGAAUAAGAAGAAAAUGAGUAAUGUAUUGUCAAUGUGGAAGCAAAGAAGUCAUGAAGGUCAAGCCCCCCGUGUGGCUCUUGAAGACAGCCAGACAGUGGGUGAAGACAGAUCUAACUCAGUAGGUCCCGCUGUAAAGACUAAGUUAAAAGCUGAGCCCUUGACAGCUAGAGAGAAUCCUACCGCCAGUUCAGUACUUGUAGGAAGCUCAACUUUUCAAUCUGUGAGUUCCGAGACUCAGGAUAGGCCUAGGUCUCUUACUAACAGCUCUGGGGGCACUCUGAAGGGCGUCAUAAGAGGUUCUGGUUUAGGAGUGGUGAAAUCGAAUACUCUAUACACAGGAUCAUCUGGAAGUGCAUCCACGUCACACACCAUGCCACCAACCUCAGGUCCAUCUUCAUUAAUAAACGCAGAUGCCUCUGCAGCACCCUUUAGGACAGAUGCAUCGGCAUUGGGUUCUUAUACACCCCCAGUACCAGCUGGUAGUAAAAGAAGGUUCUCAGAGAUGCCAUCACAGCCUCCUCCAUCUAUUAAGGAACAGUCUCAGGCUACAACUGCAUACCGAGAUCGUGCUGCUGAGCGGAGGAGCUUAUAUGGUUCAUCUUCAGCUUUUGGAGAUGAUGCAUCAGAACAUGGAGAUUCAAAUCGGGACUCAACAUUCAGAAGAGGUGUUUUUGAUCCAACUCCUUUCCCCCCUGGUGUUGGAGGUGGACGUAGUGCAGAAGCGAAUAGUCAGAGCUUUGAGGUUAUCACGGCUGACAGGGCUAUAGACGAGAGUAAUGUGGGCAAUCGUAUGCUUCGCAACAUGGGAUGGCAGGAGGGCUUGGGAUUGGGGAAGGAUGGAAGUGGUAUGGUAGAGCCAGUCCAAGCUCAAAGCACUGGACAUAGAGCCGGACUGGGAAGUCAGUCCAAGAAGGUGGACCCAACCCUUGAAGCACAGUCUGGUGACAGUUACAAGACUCUCAUACAAAAAAAGGCUAUUGCUAGGUUCAGAGAGAUGUAAUAAAUGGAGAAGAAAUGUAUAACAACCAUGCCAGGAUUGGGACUGGAGAUGGCGGUUAGAAAUGUUUCCGUUUAGGCUAGUUAGGUAUUUUGUUGGUUUCUUUUUUAGUUUUUCAUUGGUGCCAUUAGAUUCAAGAACUAUUCAAAAAUGUGAUGUAUGAGACUUUAUAUUUCUUUCUGCACUUGCCCUGUAUCCGACGAAUGUUUCGGAGUCUGGAUGUCUCGCUUGUGUACCUGUUUUGCAAUGUAAAAAAGUUCUCUUCAUUGUGA